GUUCUGAUGGUAGGGACCAGAUUUCACAACUAGCAGACGACCAAGUCUAGCAGACGGCGCAUAACUAGCGUCGUUCGCGGGCGUUCGUGAUUUUCUUUUAAAUCGAAGAUUGAUUGAACGCCGAAAUACACACCUACUGUGAAUAAAAAUUAUAUUAUUUUGUGAAACGAGUGAAAGUCGGUCAAAAUGGAUCCCGAAGCAUUCCUGGACAUGGCCAAUCAGGUCAUUAAAUUGAAAAUGUUCCCAUACUUCGAUAUCGCGCAUAGCGUUCUCUGUGCGUUACACGUCAGAGAAGAUUUAGGACCCGGUGCCCAAGCAUUCUCUCGGAAACAUCCCCUAUCAUGUUGGCUUUCCACGAUGUUGGUAGUAUUUGCAAGUGGUAUGCUAUGCAAUGGCCUUUUAGGGGAACCAAUCCUUGCACCUUUGAAGAAUACACCACAAGUAGCAGUUGCAACUAUUGUUUGGUACGUGAUAUUUUAUACACCAUUCGAUAUUGGAUACAAAGUAGCUAAAUUUUUACCAGUAAAGAUUGUAUGCGCGACAAUGAAAGAAAUAUACAGGUGUAAGAAAGUAUAUGAUGGAGUAACGCAUGCAGGAAAGCUUUAUCCAAAUGCGUAUCUUAUUAUGAUCUUAAUUGGAACGCUCAAAGGAAAUGCUGCAGGAUUUACAAAAUUAUUUGAACGUCUUAUACGAGGGAUAUGGACCCCAACUGCUAUGGAAUUCAUGCAACCUAGCUUCCCUACAAAAGCGUCGAUGGUUGCGUCUAUCAUCUUCGUUCUAGAUAAAAAGACUGAUCUUAUUUCGGCACCACAUGCAUUGGUUUACUUUGGUAUUGUUAUCUUCUUCGUGUAUUUCAAGCUGUCUUCCAUUUUACUUGGAAUUCACGAUCCAUUUGUACCUUUUGAAAAUUUGUUUUGCGCGUUGUUCCUCGGAGGAAUUUGGGAUUCGUUAGCCAAAUUAUUGGGGCGAGGCCAAGCUAAAGAUGAGAAAGCAGAUGCCAAGAAAAAGGACUAAAUGUUUGUAAACUUUAUGCAUGUAAUGUUAGAUAAUAUUAUACGCAAUUUUGUUAUUACGUAAUUUUAACGUACAUCAUUUAGGACGAAUACGACAUCUGUCUGUUUGCUUUUUCACAGGUAUAUAAAUCUCUACAAAAUUGACAUUAAUAUUAGCAAUAACAUGCUAAAUAUCAGUGAAUGGAAUCAAUUUAAUCUAGUCAGACGAUACUCGCAUGUUGAAGUGUGGCCAUCGACAAAUCAUUAAAUAUCAGAAGUACAAUAACUUAUUGUUAUACAUACAUAAUAUAUAUAUAUAUAUAUAUACACAUACAUACAUACAUACAUAUAUAUUUUAAUAAUGACAGAUGAUACAUAUUGGAGAGUACGAUUUUUACCUUUAAGAAGACCAACAGUAUUAUCUCGGUUGACAACAAUUUACCGAUGUAAUAAAGUCUGUAACUUUGUAUAAACACUCUCCAGAAUUAAUCUGACAAUUUUAUAAGAAUAACGUUAUGUUUGUUAAAGAUGACGCGUAACUAACAAUUGGUUAUUUUUCAUCAAAUUAUUCUGAUAAAUUACGAUGCAGAAAGAUAAAACAUGAUUAAUUGAAUAUUAAAAAUAUGUCCCUUGUUGAUUUUUAAAAAUAAUCUAUAUUUCACAAAUGUUUUAACAAUCGAAUUUAAACGUUGUUGACAUAAUAUUUUGUAGCAUGAAAUGCAACUUUUUUUGCAACGUAAAUGUGUGUUAAGAGCAUUGGCAUAACUAAAUGCGGACUACAAAUACAACGCGUAGUCAUAUGAUGCGUGGUGAUAUAAUAUGUGGCAAUUUAAGGCUGGUUCUCCUCAGACAAAAAUUCGAGUUACGUAAAAGAAUACGAGUUAUUGAGGACAUUUUGAAAUUACUAAUUUAUUGAGCGGUACUUACAGAAAAGAAAUCUAAAAAAAAAGAUAUACUCAGAUUAACAACAAUUCAGUGCAAAGAGAUAUUCAAGUGUUUAUACAAUUUUUAACAAUGAUAAUACAAAACAUAAUCAACGAGGGAAAUUACACCUCUUUUAUACUAUUUUAUUACAAUGACAUACCGUCGGUUAGAACCUACCACAUAUAUGUAUCAAAUAUUUGCCUUCGAUUUAACGAUAUGAACAUAAUUUACUAUGAAAAUUAAAUAAUGUAAUUUUCAUAUAAUAUUCCAUUUGACGAAACGUUAUACAUUUUCAUGUAAUAAAACGAAGUUUUCUCUAU
This is a messenger RNA of Megachile rotundata (alfalfa leafcutting bee), 2236 nucleotides long. RefSeq names its product trimeric intracellular cation channel type 1B.1. The record is from RefSeq and is a predicted model, not a curated record. Gene Ontology annotation, molecular function: identical protein binding; potassium channel activity. Gene Ontology annotation, biological process: potassium ion transmembrane transport. Gene Ontology annotation, cellular component: membrane. NCBI's taxonomy places the organism in Eukaryota, Metazoa, Arthropoda, Insecta, Hymenoptera, Megachilidae.